Molecule: messenger RNA, 2766 nt
Organism: Cyprinodon variegatus (sheepshead minnow)
Lineage: Eukaryota; Metazoa; Chordata; Actinopteri; Cyprinodontiformes; Cyprinodontidae
Gene: kcnh6b
Product: potassium voltage-gated channel subfamily H member 2-like
Exons: 11
Biological process (GO): regulation of ventricular cardiac muscle cell membrane repolarization; potassium ion transmembrane transport; regulation of heart rate by cardiac conduction
Cellular component (GO): membrane
Molecular function (GO): inward rectifier potassium channel activity
Source: RefSeq, a predicted model, not a curated record
AUGGAGCUGCUGAGCCCCCCACAGGGAAAGGAUCACGCUCAGAACGUCACAGAGAAGGUCACGCAGGUAUGAGGGGUGCUUUCUUUGGAGUCAGACGUCCUUCCUGAAUACAAGCUGCAGGUGCCAGAGACGGCUUGGUGGAUCCUGCUUCACUACAGCCCCUUCAAAGCGUUUUGGGACUGGAUUAUUCUCCUCCUGGUCCUCUACACAGCUGUUUUUACUCCGUACUCAGCAGCCUUCCUGCUGGACGAACAUGGCAACCUACGGCAAAGGAGAUGUGGCUACACCUGUAACCCUCUGAAUGUAGCGGACCUCAUGGUGGACGUGCUAUUUAUUGUGGACAUAAUCAUUAACUUUCACACUACGUAUGUGGACCACAAUGACGUGGUGGUCACGCAGCCGAGCCGGAUAGCCAAGCAUUACAUCAAGGGCUGGUUUCCGAUUGAUCUGCUUGCAGCGACACCCUUUGACCUUCUCAUGUCCCGAUCUGGGUCUGAUGAGAUGGUGACCUUAACAAGCUUGCUGAAAACAGCUCGGCUUCUGAGGCUGGUCCGCGUGGCCAGAAAGCUAGACCGAUAUUCUGAAUACGGGGCUGCUGUCCUCUUCUUGCUCAUGUGCACCUUUGUGCUCAUCGCCCACUGGCUGGCCUGCAUCUGGUACGCCAUUGGCUUUGUGGAGAGGCCAUACACAGAGACCGGCUGGUUAGACAACCUGGCCGAACAGGUAGGGAAGGCGUACAAUGAAAGUGACGCCACCUCUGGCCCGUCGGUAAAGGACAAGUACGUCACAGCCCUCUACUUCACCUUAAGCAGUUUGACAAGCGUGGGGUUUGGAAACGUCUCGCCAAACACCAACUCUGAGAAGAUCUUCUCCAUCUGCGUCAUGGUGAUUGGAUCUCUUAUGUAUGCCAGUAUCUUUGGAAAUGUGUCUGCUAUCAUCCAGAGGCUUUAUUCUGGCACGACCCGCUAUCACACCCAAAUGCUGCGGGUCAAAGAGUUCAUUCGCUUCCACCAAAUUCCUGGUGGUCUUCGCCAACGACUGGAGGAGUACUUCCAGCAUGCCUGGUCUUACACAAAUGGCAUAGACAUGAAUGCUGUCUUGAAGGGGUUUCCGGAGUCCUUGCAGGCAGACAUCUGUUUGCACCUAAAUCGCUCUUUGCUGCAGAACUGCAAGGCUUUCUGUGGAGGGAGCCAAGCGUGUCUGAGGACCUUAGCUAUGAGGAUCAAGACAGUCCAUGCACCUCCAGGGGACACUCUGAUCCACUAUGGAGACUUCCUGGACUCUCUCUUCUUUAUCUCACGUGGUUCCAUCCAAGUCAUGAAGAAUUAUGUUGUUGUAGCUUUAUUAGAAAAGAAUGACAUAUUCGGCGAGCCUAUCCACCUGUAUGAUGAGCCGGGACGGUCCAACGCAGACGUGUACACCAUCACCUACUGCGACCUCCAUCGGAUUCCGAGGGAAGACCUUCUCGACGUUCUGGAUAUGUACCCAAGCUUUGCAGACAACUUCUGGAGAAACCUGGAGAUCACUUAUAACCUGCGAGAUCAGACUGAUCAAAUGCCUCCAAUAAUCACUGAUGAAUCUGGGGAGGAUGAUGAAUAUCGCCACAAACCCAGGCACAAAGUCCACUCCCUUGACUGCAGAAUAAGACCAGAUGGAAUCGAUCAUGAAGACACGUACCCUCAUCGCUCCUGCCAUCACUCACCUCCUCAGGCCAGCUGGGAGGACCCCUGGAGCUGUGACUCCUCCUGUUCUCGGUCCAGUGAGGGUCUGUCGAAGCCCAACACUCAAAGCUCCAGACUGGAGCAUUGUCCCACUGAAGAUUCCAGUCGGCAAUAUUCCCCCUCUGUGGCUCUACAGCUGCCUCUAAGUGGCGCUUCGGUGGGGAGGGACCAGAGUCAACAAGGUUCACCCUUGGAUCUGCCAGGAAUGUAUCGAUACUGGCCAGUACAGCAACAGGUUUCCAGUCAUGUUUUAUCCUCCUCCAUCGAUAACCCAAACGCCCCACCACUGAUCGCAGAGGAGAGGCCAAGUGAGCUUGAAUCUCAACUUGAAGUUCUCCAGUCACAGCUUAACAGGCUGGAAACUCGUAUGACGGCCGACAUCAACGUCAUUCUCCAGCUUCUACAGAGACAGAUUGCUCCAGUUCCCCCAGCAUACAGCACCGUGUCACCCAGUACGCUGCCCAUUGACUCAUCUUCUCUGUAUGGGACUGGGGCUCCAGCAUUGCACAGCAUUUAUCCAGAUUCCCCAGAUCAGAUGGACAGCAAGGUAUCCAAACAGAUAUUGGACCAGGUGGAUCUUAAAUCCUCUAAGAAGUCUCAGGAGUCCUUAUCCAGUGGCAUCCACAUGACAGCAGCCUCUGAUGACACCACGUUUAUGACUGUCACCCCUGAAACUGAGACUUGUGUUGGUUUAACCUCCUCGUUAACACAGAAAAUCCCCAAAUCAGUACCUGAACCCCACUCUAGACUGUGUGAGACUGUCCGCUACCCCUCUUUACCCGUGAACCUGGACCUGACCACAGGACGGGCUGAGAUCCAGAAACAUACCUCAGACCCGGUGCUGCCUGCAACCUGAUUGGUCGGCUUCACCUGGAAAGGACUCAAAGUUUCUCUCAGGUUUUUGGACAGAAGUCAUACAAGAAAUCUACCCUGUUUUGUUUCCAGCAGCUAUCGGUCAACACGUGAAAGGAAAAAUUACAUGCAGUGCCUUGUAAAGGUGCCAUUAGUGUUUUCAUGUAACAACCUCAAGCUUUGUUUGGAUUUA